AUGAAAAACCUCACAAUCUUCCUACUUGUUUUUAGUCUUUGUAUGUUUGGUCAUGUAUCUGGCGCUGGAAUUAGGAUCGUGAACGAACUCAAAAAUAAGAAAUCCCUUUGGAUGAGAUGUUAUUCUAAAGAUGACGUACUAGGUCCAACAAUAAUACCAAAUGGAGGGCAUUUUACAGACUAUUUCUUUCAUAAUUUAUUCGGUACGACGCGUUUUAUGUGUACUUUAAAACAAGGACCUGGAUUUAAACACAGUCAAAAGCUUUAG
Camelina sativa (false flax) is the source of this 267-nucleotide messenger RNA. Lineage: Eukaryota; Viridiplantae; Streptophyta; Magnoliopsida; Brassicales; Brassicaceae. The record is from RefSeq and is a predicted model, not a curated record.